AUGGACAAGUGGGGCUGCGUGCGCACGGCCAGCGCCGAAGGCGACGACUACCGCCUGGACGACGAGCUACUGGCAUACGUCGGGCCGGGGCGGCCGCUGGGAUUCCACCAUAACCAUAAAGGCGACCUCAUCUUCUGCGACUCGCUCAAGGGCCUCAUGAUGCUGGAGCGUUUGCCCAGCGGCGGCAAGUGGCAGCUGCGCUCUCUGAGCAACUUUGUCGAUGGGCGUCCCAUUUCGUACGCAAAUGACUUAGACACAGCAGCAGAUGGAAAGAUCUUCUUUUCAGACAGCUCCAUCAUCCCUCCAGCCCUCAAUGAGGCAGUACCACGCCCCUGCUACAUGCUGACCAUGUGGCACGGGGCCCCCAUGGGGCGCCUGCUCUGCUACGACCCAGCCACAGCCUCCACCAGCGUGCUGGCACACGGCCUGUGGUACGCCAACGGCGUGGCGCUGUCGCCCGACGAGUCGUUUGUGGCUGUGGUGGAGACCUGCUCCAUGCGGGCGCGGCGGUACUGGCUCAAGGGACCCAAGGCGGGCACGAUGGACACCCUGAUCGACCGGCUGCCUGGCUGGCCCGACAACAUUGUGCGGUCCAGUGAUGGCAAGAACUUCUGGCUGUGCCUCGUCCUGCCCGACCUACCCCUAGUGCACAAAGUGCUUUCCAAGCCUUGGCUGCUGAGCAUUAUUGCAAACCUGCCUGAGUGGAUGCUGCCCCACAAACCUCAGUGGGGAUGUGUAGCCAAGGUGUCACCCGAGGGCGAGGUGCUGCAAGUUUUGAUGGAUCCUGAUGGCAGCCACGUGGCAAGCGUCAGCUCCGUCACGGAGCACGACGGCAAGCUCUUCCUUGGCAACUUGGGUGGGAAUUAUGUGAGUGUGCUCGACCUAAGCGGUGUGGGGGCGGCAGGCACGCCAGCGGCGGCCAAAUCAGCCUGCACACAGUGA
Chlorella variabilis is the source of this 942-nucleotide messenger RNA. RefSeq lists its product as hypothetical. NCBI's taxonomy places the organism in Eukaryota, Viridiplantae, Chlorophyta, Trebouxiophyceae, Chlorellales, Chlorellaceae. Bases 1 to 942 code for a protein of 313 amino acids. Gene Ontology annotation, biological process: biosynthetic process. The record is from RefSeq and is a predicted model, not a curated record. The transcript has 6 exons. Gene Ontology annotation, molecular function: strictosidine synthase activity.